GUACCUUCCAAGAGAAGUGGAUCCUUUGGUUUAUAACAUGUCACAUGAAGAUCCUGGUGAUAUAACUUACUCCAUGAUUGGUGGUCUUGGUGAACAAAUUCGAGAAUUAAGAGAAGUUAUUGAAUUGCCAUUGCUUAAUCCUGAAUUGUUCCAAAGAGUUGGCAUCACCCCACCAAAGGGAUGUCUCCUUUACGGUCCCCCUGGCACAGGGAAGACUCUCUUAGCAAGAGCUGUAGCCAGUCAGAUUGAAGCUAAUUUCUUGAAGGUUGUGUCAAGUGCAAUAGUUGAUAAAUAUAUUGGAGAAAGUGCUCGAUUGAUUAGAGAAAUGUUCAACUAUGCUAGAGAUCACCAGCCUUGUGUAAUAUUUAUGGAUGAAAUUGAUGCUAUUGGUGGGCGAAGAUUUUCUGAAGGCACUUCUGCCGAUAGAGAAAUUCAAAGAACUUUAAUGGAACUAUUAAAUCAGAUGGAUGGCUUUGACUCUCUUGGUCAAGUGAAAAUAAUUAUGGCAACAAACAGACCAGAUACUUUAGAUCCAGCACUUCUGCGUCCUGGAAGACUUGACAGAAAAAUUGAAAUUCCCUUACCUAAUGAGCAAGCACGGCUUGAAAUUUGUAAGAUACACGCUGCUCCAAUAACUAAACAUGGAGAAAUAGACUGGGAGGCAGUUGUUAAGCUCUCUGAUGGUUUCAAUGGUGCUGAUUUGAGAAACGUCUGCACAGAAGCUGGUAUGUUUGCAAUUCGAGCUGAUCGAGAAUUCGUAGUGGAAGAAGAUUUCAUGAAAGCUGUUCGCAAGGUUGCUGACAAUAAAAAGCUGGAAUCUAAAUUGGAUUAUAAACCUGUUUAAAAUAAACCAGGGUUUGAAAAAACCCAACCCGCCUGGGUUUUAUUAAAAAAAACUGUUUUUUCAUUUAGUACUCAUAAAUUUUACUGUGAAAAUAUUUUUAUUUAUUAAAUAGUGUUGUAUAAGUAAACACUAAAAUUUCAUCCGACUUAUACCUGUAAUAAA
Parasteatoda tepidariorum (common house spider) is the source of this 1006-nucleotide messenger RNA. RefSeq names its product Regulatory particle triple-A ATPase 4 (gene Rpt4). Lineage: Eukaryota; Metazoa; Arthropoda; Arachnida; Araneae; Theridiidae. The record is from RefSeq and is a predicted model, not a curated record. Gene Ontology annotation, molecular function: ATP hydrolysis activity; ATP binding.